Messenger RNA from Ziziphus jujuba (common jujube), 1982 nucleotides. Its product is annotated as zinc finger CCCH domain-containing protein 32. The coding region runs from base 288 to 1724 and encodes 478 amino acids. NCBI's taxonomy places the organism in Eukaryota, Viridiplantae, Streptophyta, Magnoliopsida, Rosales, Rhamnaceae. The record is from RefSeq and is a predicted model, not a curated record. Gene Ontology annotation, molecular function: metal ion binding; mRNA binding. The transcript has 8 exons.
UACAAAAAGAAAAAAGAAAAGGCAAAAAAAAAGAAAAAAAAAAGAGAGUGAGAGAGAGCAAAGCCAAAAAGCCCAGUACCGGACCGUACGGUCUGGGUGAGAGCUAGACAGAUUUUAGAGAGAGAGAGAGAGAGAGAGAGAGAGUAGCUCCAUUACUGUGAGAUUGUCUGUGUCUCUCAUAGUUUGGGCUAAAUACAUCCUUUACUCGAUCGAGCUCUCAGAUUGUUUAGGCGGCCUAAGUAGUAGAGCAGUAUUAUAAUAUCCACAAGGAACAUUUUGCGUCCUCAAUGGAGUUGUACGGCCGGAGCCCCGCGAGGAAUGGGUCUAAUCCGGUUCAUCAACCCGAAUGGAGCCCUGUACCAGCUGGUGGAGAGACUGGGCUCGAAGAAUCCAUGUGGCAAUUGGGGUUGAGCAGCGAAUCGUACCCGGAACGUCCCGGCGUACCCAACUGUGUGUACUAUAUGCGAACCGGGUUCUGUGGAUAUGGUAGCCGGUGCCGUUACAAUCAUCCCCGUGAUCGCGCUGCGGUUGCUGCAGCCGUGAGAGCGACUGGAGAGUACCCGGAGCGAGUAGGCGAACCUGUAUGUCAGUAUUAUUUAAAAACUGGGACCUGUAAAUUUGGUGCGUCCUGCAAGUUUCACCAUCCAAAACAUGGAGGUGGAUCUUUGAGCCAAGCUCCACUAAAUAUUUAUGGAUACCCAUUACGUCCGGGUGAGACAGAGUGCUCCUAUUAUUUGAAAACGGGGCAGUGCAAAUUUGGUAUAACUUGUAAAUUCCAUCAUCCUCAACCUGCCGGCACAUCAGUGUCAGCUUCUGCACCCCAAUUUUAUCCAACGGUGCAAUCUCCUUCAGUUCCUAUGCCUGAACAAUAUCCGGGGGCAUCCACCAGCUUGAGGGUGGCUAGGCCUCCAUUGUUACCCGGUUCAUAUGUGCAAGGGGCUUAUGGUCCUAUGUUGUUUCCUCCUGGAGUUGUUCCACUACAUGGGUGGAGUCCUUACUCGGCACCUGUAAGCCCUGUCUUAUCUCCUGGUGCUGCUCAACCCCCAGUUGCAGCAACUUCACUGUAUGGAGUAACGCAGUUAUCUUCUUCAUCGCCUGCACUUGCCAGACCUUUUCCAUCCCUACCAUCCUCCAUUGGUGCUUCAAGCAGUAGUCCGAAGGAACAAGCGUUUCCAGAGAGACCUGGUGAACCUGAAUGCCAAUACUAUAUAAAAACGGGAGACUGUAAGUAUGGGUCAUCAUGUCGGUAUCAUCAUCCUCGUGAUCGCGUUGUACCGAGGACAAAUUGUCUCCUCAGCCCAAUAGGUCUUCCUUUGCGUCCGGGUGUGCAAGUUUGUACUUUUUACUUGCAAAAUGGGCAUUGCAAGUUUGGAUCCACUUGUAAAUUCGAUCAUCCUAUGGGGAAUAUGAGAUACAAUCCAUCAGCUUCAUCUCUUAUCGAUAUGCCUGUUACUCCGUAUCCAGUUGGAAACUUGCUCGGUACUCUGGCUCCUUCCUCCACUUCAUCAGAACUUCGGCCUGAACUAAUUUCAGGGUCCAAAAAGGAAUCUUAUUCUACGAGAAUGCCUUCUUCUGCGAACACAUCAAGUAGUUCAGUUGGUUUAAUUUUCUCUCAAACUGGUUCUGUUUCACUUUCUGAAGUGCAACUCUCAAGUCAGAGUUCUGUACCUUUGAGCAGUAGCAGAAGCACAAGACAAGGCGGUGAGGUACGUCGAUCAAGCUAAUGUAAAAUGCAAGGCCAUUCUUCUGUGGGAGGAGGAUUUUCCACCUUCCUCGCUAUGUUCUCUGUUUAUAGAUCUCAGCAAACGUGUAAGUGGUCAAUCAGGCCUGGUGGAAGGGUAAUGUCACUGAGGCCUGUGCUUAGGACCUCAUAAAAGGAGGGCCCAUUAAAAACGUUUCAUAUUAAAUAUUGCACUUUUUUAUAUUUAUUUUUAUUCACAAAUUUUAUUUAAUAUAUAAAAUAAGUUUGUUUUUCUCUGAAA